AUGGGCUGCGGCGGGAGCCGGGCGGAUGCCAUCGAGCCCCGCUACUACGAGAGCUGGACUCGGGAGACGGAGUCCACCUGGCUCACCUACACCGACUCGGACGCGCCGCCCAGCACCGCCGCCCCGGACAGCGGCCCCGAGGCGGGCGGCCUGCACGCGGGUGUGCUGGAAGAUGGUGUGACCUCCAACGGCAUGCCCCGAUCGACAGCCCCGAGUGGAAUAUCCAACCCAGAGAAGAAGAUGAGCUGUGGGACCCAGUGCCCGAACCCUCAGAGCCUCAGCUCAGGCCCCCUGGCCCAGAAACAGAACAGCCUGCGAACCGCAGAGGCUAAAAGGGACACUAAGCGGACGUCUGCGAAAGAAGUCACCAUUAAUGUCGCAGACAGCAUCCGACAGGUGGACAGAAGUCGAAGAAUCACAAAGAACUGCAUCAACUAGCAGAGUGUUCCGCCAGCUGAAGGGCAGAGGGACUUCCUUGGUGCCCUUCACAUCCUGGAUACCAUCAAGGAAGUUUGAAGAAGAGGUUGCCCUUGCUGCGCGGGAGCACGGCCAAGGGCUUUGGGAUGCUGUCUUCGCCUGUUGAGACAUUCUCAGC
Molecule: messenger RNA, 595 nt
Organism: Budorcas taxicolor (takin)
Lineage: Eukaryota; Metazoa; Chordata; Mammalia; Artiodactyla; Bovidae
Gene: BAALC
Product: BAALC binder of MAP3K1 and KLF4
Exons: 3
Coding region: 1-438 (145 amino acids)
Cellular component (GO): cytoplasm
Source: RefSeq, a predicted model, not a curated record